This is a messenger RNA of Aphidius gifuensis, 1041 nucleotides long. RefSeq names its product mitochondrial ribosome-associated GTPase 2-like. The record is from RefSeq and is a predicted model, not a curated record. The transcript has 6 exons. NCBI's taxonomy places the organism in Eukaryota, Metazoa, Arthropoda, Insecta, Hymenoptera, Braconidae. Gene Ontology annotation, biological process: rRNA base methylation. Gene Ontology annotation, cellular component: mitochondrion. Bases 1 to 1041 code for a protein of 346 amino acids. Gene Ontology annotation, molecular function: magnesium ion binding; GTP binding; GTPase activity.
AUGCGACUUGAUUUAAAUCGUGAUUUAUUAAAAGGUUUUUUUACAUCAUCUUAUGAUUAUUUAAAUGAAAAUGGACAAUUAUUAUUGUCACUUUGUAAUGGACAGGGUGGUACUAUAUUUGAUAAACCCCAAAGAAAAUGGAAUGACUCGUGGAAAGUUAAAGAAAUGGCUGUUCGAGUAUGUGGUGGAAAAGGUGGUGAUGGUAUGAUAAGUUUUCUUCAACUUUUUAUAAAUGACAAAGCUGGACCAGAUGGUGGUGAUGGUGGUCACGGUGGUCAUGUUAUUUUUGAGGUAUCAAGAGAUGUUACUGAUCUUAGUCAUGUAAUGAAUUUAAUAAAAGCUGAAGAUGGUAUAGCUGGACAGAACAAAGAUUGUUUUGGUAAAAAUGCUGAUCAUGCUGUUAUUAAAGUACCAAUGGGUACAAUUGUAAGAGACAUUGAUGGUAAUGUUUUGGCUGAUUUGGAUGAAGAACAAAUGAUGUUUAUUGCAGCACGUGGUGGUGCUGGUGGACAUGGUAAUGCAUUUUUUACAUCUGACACACAACAGUCACCAAAAAUUGCUGAAUAUGGAGCAAUUGGUGAGGAUCAACAAUAUGUUCUUGAAGUUAGAAGUAUGGCACAUGUUGGACUUAUUGGUCUACCAAAUGCUGGAAAAAGUACACUACUCAGAUCAAUCACUCGAGCAAGACCAAAAGUUGCUUCUUAUCCAUUUACAACUCUUAAACCUCAUUUGGGAAUGGUUUUAUAUGAUGAUUAUGAACAAAUUGCUGUUGCUGAUCUUCCUGGUCUUAUUGAAGAUUCACACAAAAAUCGUGGUCUUGGAAUAACAUUUUUAAAACAUGCUGAAAGAUGUGCUGCUUUAUUAUUUAUUUUGGAUGCUAGUUUAGAUGAACCAUGGGAACAAUUGAGUUUAUUAAAAAAUGAAAUUCAACAAUUUAGCUCAGCAUUAAAUGAAAGACCAUCAUUAAUUAUUGCAAAUAAAAUGGAUCUUCCUGGAGCACAGGAAAAUUUAGAAAAAUUAAAGGAAAAAAAAUUCGAGUAA